AUGUCACUGUGGGUACAGGUGGAUGAAAAGAUUGUGCUCUCCUGCCCUCCUGUCCCAUGGACAAUGGACUUCAUCAUGGUGACUUGGAAGAUAACCCUCAGAGACCAAACUAACUGCCUGAGAGCCUACAGGAGAGAUAGAAAUGAGACAGCAGAUACCAACUGUACUGAUAUGGGAGUAACCUGGGCCACCAGACCUGACCAGAAUCCUGCCCUUCUGAUUGGCCCAGUGACCAUCAUGCAUGAGGGGACUUACAACUGUGAAAUGGUAACAACUAAAGGGAGUUUCCAACAUGACUAUCACCUUCAUGUGUCUGUGCCCCUUGAGGUGAGCAUAUUUCUAAUUGAUACUAGAACUGUGGUAUGCAAGGCAGUUUCAGGGAAGCCAGCUGCAUGGAUCUCUUGGACCCCAGAGGGGAAGUGUGUCACUGAACAAGAAAAUCAGAGGAAUGGUGACGUGAUUGUCCAGAGUUCAUGCUACUGGGAGGAGGACAAUGUGUCUACUGUGACCUGCUCUGUCUCCCACUGGACUGGGAACAAGAGUCUGUCCCUAGAACUAUAUUCAGGUCACAGAGCCCCAGGAUUUCUGGAGUCGCCUUUCCUGGUCAUUCUCUUUGUGAAACUAUCUCUUCUUUUGGUUCUUCUGGUCAUCGUGGGAAUCCUUUUCUUCCAGGGGACAUCAUGGGAUUAA
Messenger RNA from Chrysochloris asiatica (Cape golden mole), 690 nucleotides. RefSeq names its product cell surface glycoprotein CD200 receptor 1-like. Bases 1 to 690 code for a protein of 229 amino acids. Lineage: Eukaryota; Metazoa; Chordata; Mammalia; Afrosoricida; Chrysochloridae. The transcript has 3 exons. Gene Ontology annotation, molecular function: signaling receptor activity. Gene Ontology annotation, biological process: regulation of neuroinflammatory response. Gene Ontology annotation, cellular component: external side of plasma membrane. The record is from RefSeq and is a predicted model, not a curated record.